AUGUUCACUCGCGCCACUUCACGUACUUCAUGGACAUUACGUCGCGCCUACUCUUCAGCCACCCCUGGUCAUCAGAAAGUAGCGGUCUUGGGUGCUGCAGGAGGUAUUGGCCAACCCUUGUCACUACUACUUAAGGACUGCGACCAUAUCAAGCAUCUGAGCCUUUUUGAUGUCGUCAACACGCCUGGUGUGGCUGCGGAUAUUGGUCACAUUAACACAACCGCCAAGGUAACGGGCCAUAUGGGUAUGGAGCAAGUGGGUGAGGCUCUCAAGGAUGCUGACGUAGUAGUUGUCCCGGCUGGUGUGCCUCGUAAGCCUGGUAUGACGCGUGACGACCUGUUCAACACGAACGCUGGCAUUGUGCAGUCUCUCGCCCAGGCUGCUGCCGAGCACUGUCCGAAUGCCAUGAUGCUGAUUAUUGCCAACCCUGUUAACUCUACUGUACCUAUCGUGGCUGAGACGUUCAAGAAAGCUGGUGUGUACGACCCCAAGCGUCUUUUCGGUGUCACGACACUUGAUGUUGUCCGUGCUGCGUGCUUUGUGGCCGAGAACCAACAGUGGAACCCACGUGAUACUAAUGUUAAGGUGAUUGGCGGCCAUGCAGGCACCACUAUCUUGCCACUGCUGUCACAGCUUGAAAACGCCAAGUUCUCGGAUGAGGAUAUUGCUAAGCUUACCCACCGCAUCCAAUUUGGUGGUGAUGAGGUCGUGCAAGCCAAGAACGGCACAGGAUCAGCAACACUUUCGAUGGCGUACGCUGGCGCACGCUUCACCGUCCGACUCUUGGACGCCAUGAAUGGUGCCAUGGACGUUGUCGAGUGCUCAUACACGCAGAACGACGUGACAAAGCUGCCAUUCUUCUCGACGCCCGUGACACUUGGCCCCAACGGUGUAGAGAAGGUGCACCACUUUGGUAAGCUGUCGUCUGUGGAACAGGCCAACUUUGACGAGAUGAUUGUGGCUCUUGAGAGUCAAAUCAAGAAGGGAGUGGACUUUGCCAAGCAGAAGUAA
Molecule: messenger RNA, 1011 nt
Organism: Peronospora belbahrii
Lineage: Eukaryota; Oomycota; Peronosporomycetes; Peronosporales; Peronosporaceae
Source: the annotation of a GenBank genome assembly